CACUGUGUAAAUAUAGCCUCAGUGAGACACAUGGCUGCUGAAUGUAAUUAAGGGUGUGUUCUGUGUUCAUAGAGGAAACUUCUCAAACAUUGUCAUGAAUAUUUUUUGAAUGGUUGCAUAAACACAAUGUUGUUUUUGUUGAUUGUAAAGGAGGUUAUGUUUUCACCCCUGUCCAAUUUCCAUGCCAUUUUUGUAAAGUGGUGGGAAACAAACCAGAGAAGAAUCUGUUGUGGUGUGGAUCCAGGUCAGGGCGUGGAGCUUUCAUCGACAGUUUCACAUUACUCAGGGAAUCAUUCAUGGAACUUGAUAGAGAGAGAGAAAUGAGGCACAUUAAGUGAACUGAUUACUAUGAGUUUGUGAGAUUUGGUGCAGCUUGAUUGGAUUGAAAGACACUGUUGGGCCUUGGCGUAUGUAUGUUGCUCUACUGAGUGCUGUUGUAGUUACUUAUGAAUUUAAACAUUAAUCCAACCUCUUUGUGAACAUGCAGGAGACACCCAGAGCAACUGGAACAUUCAGGAAAGUUCACAGAAAUGUUCUUCAUGUGUUUUACUUUCGUUCUAACAUCUUCCACAUGAAUAAGAGUCGACUCAACGCACAGGAACAUGGUUAAGGUUCUUUUAUAGAAUCAAAUCAAGUUCAACAGAAACAGAAGAAACAGCCGCCCAACUGGUUUGAGGACACAUGGAUCAGUGACUUCACAGGAAUUUUUCACCUGUGAACAUAAUGACCUGGAGCAAAGGGGUGGGGCUUUCCCUGUGAGAGCAUGCAGGGUGGCAGUAUUUCUUUACAGUGCUUCCUCUCACUUCCUGAUCUCUGCACUAAUAUGUGGAGGGACAAACAAAGGACGGCCUGUUGUUAUACUCUGGACCUCUGAGAUAUUACCCAGCAGCAGAGAUUAUUUGCCCGUCGCUGGUGUAAAGUAUGUUCUUGUGGAAUUAUCUGACCGUGCUCCUGCUGAUAGCUGCUCAGAUAUGUGAAGCGGCUCACAUAUGUGACAAAUUGGGGAAACUGAAUUUUGGCCACGCGUUCUUUGGCACCAACGUCCAAGUUAAGUUGCGGCUGUUCACCAGGGAAAAUGUCACCUGCGGCACGCUCCUGUCCCACACCAACCUGUCUGCCCACCCACAGUUCAACUUGUCUCGACCCACCACCUUCAUUAUUCACGGGUAUCGGCCCACAGGGUCUAUUCCUCUGUGGAUGGACAGCAGCGUGGAGCUGCUGCUGGCCAGAACGGACACCAACGUCAUAGUGGUAGACUGGAACCAUGGAGCUACCAAUGUGAACUAUUUAAAGGUGGUGGAAAACUUGCAGGAGGUAGCAGCAAACCUCACUGGGUUCGCUGAAAGGAUGCAGGAACACGGGGCAUCUCUGAGCUCCAUCCAUAUGAUUGGAAUCAGUCUCGGAGCUCAUAUAUCAGGUUUCGUAGGAGCCAACCUGAAUGGCUCGAUUGGAAGAAUUACAGCUCUGGAUCCUGCCGGGCCUCAGUUCACUGGCACUGCACCAGAGUUGCGACUGGACUCCACUGAUGCCCAGUUUGUGGACGUCCUGCACACAGACAUCGAUGCUCUGGGCUACAGGGAGCCUUUGGGUCACAUUGAUUUCUACCCAAAUGGAGGAACUGACCAACCCGGCUGCCCAAAGACCAUCUUCUCUGGAACUUCUUAUUUCAAAUGCGACCACCAGAGAUCAGUGUUCCUCUUCCUCGGCUCGGUGAAUCAGACGUGUUCCAUCAGGGCGUUCCCCUGCUCGUCCUACAGCGACUUUCUGGACGGAAACUGCCUGAGCUGUGAGCAGUUUGGUGCUGCUGGGUGUCCUGUCUUUGGCUAUGACGUCGCACAGUGGAAAGACAGCCUGGUGGGACUGGGCCAAACAAAAAUGUUCUUCACAACAAAUCCAGAGUCUCCGUUCUGCACUACAGGCUACACAGUGGAUGUGGUGAUAUGGAACACCAAUAUUCAGUGUGGAUACAUGACCAUUAAACUUCAUCAUAAUGGUACAGAAGCAGUGGCGACCAUUGACCAUAAAUCAUCAAAGUUUGAGAAGUACACAGAGAGCAAGUUGUUCGCCCAGUUUGACAAAGGCAUUGAGUCAGUGGACAAAAUCUCCGUCAAGUUCUCCACUAAGAACCUGCUUAAAUCCAAAUAUAAGCUCCGUGUUCUGCGAAUCCGUCUCACGCAUCUGGAACUGAAGAAAACGGCUCUCUGUCGAUAUGACAUCCUUCUUGAGGACAACACAGAGGUCACAUUCAGGCCGAUUACCUGUGAAGAAUUCAACUUCUGAGGCACAAUCAAACCUUGUGUCAAAAACUUUACUGUGUGUUCUGAGGCUGUCAGCUGCCUUGCACAGGAAAACAAAAAGGAAAAGAGAAAAGAAAUCACAUGGCAGCCAAAAAUUUACUUACAAAUUCAAUGUGAUAUACCGGUGUAUAUACUG
Molecule: messenger RNA, 2433 nt
Organism: Paralichthys olivaceus (Japanese flounder)
Lineage: Eukaryota; Metazoa; Chordata; Actinopteri; Pleuronectiformes; Paralichthyidae
Product: lipase member H
Biological process (GO): lipid catabolic process
Molecular function (GO): glycerophospholipase activity; carboxylic ester hydrolase activity
Source: RefSeq, a predicted model, not a curated record